Molecule: messenger RNA, 8637 nt
Organism: Spirometra erinaceieuropaei
Lineage: Eukaryota; Metazoa; Platyhelminthes; Cestoda; Diphyllobothriidea; Diphyllobothriidae
Source: the annotation of a GenBank genome assembly
AUGUGCAUGUUGAAACUCAGUCGAAUCUGCGGACACCGCGGACUGCUUGGCUACGCUCGACUACAGCGGCGUUUCGUCAGCAGUUUCAGUGAUAAUUCACGUCCUCCAUCCUAUCCCAAUGGUCUUAGGGAUCACCCCAUAGAUCAGCUGUUUGGGGCCUACGAGGAGGUCUUCUCCGUCAGGAUUCACUUUCUGCGCCAGGGCGUAGGAGCCAAGAAUAUUCUCCUUUUUCCCGGCCCAUUCGGUUCCGCCAGCACUGACUACAUGGACUUUCUACGCCGUCUUAACAGGAAUGAGUACGUUCUGUAGGGUUCGGUCUUGUCUGCUCGUACAUAUUGAUGUAGGUGUACAGAAGUACCAUAUAAAGGUGCCACCGAGACUGAUAGCUGCGUUAAGUAUCCAGUUUGAACACUCUGAGAAUUAGAAGGACUAGUUGGAUAGGCGUGAAGUCGAAUAAAGCAUUCCAUGCAGUGUUUGUAGUGCAGACUAUUGCGGUGAGAUUGACAAAUCUGCCUCUACACGCAUUCAUGGGUCUAACUUAAGCGGUAGAAAAGGAGACUAUCUAUAACAUGUGUACCCUGGAUGCCGAACAAAACUUUGCUUUGGAGGGUGUUCAGAGUUUUGGAGCCUGCCGAUAAAAGAUAGGCAGAGCGUUACUCGGGGCCAUGCACUCGGGUGACUCACGAAUCAGACGUAUAUCGAUUUGACUACCGCGUAUAAAAGUCUCAGGGGAAGGGCAAGAGACGGCAGCCAAUCCAAAGAGGAUGAUAGCAUGCAGAGACUGAUCAUUGGUUCACAACUUGAGAAUGUAUUGAUUUUCAUGCAUGUUUGAAAAGUUAUCUGUUUUGCACACCUGAUACGCGUCCGAGGAGUGCCUGGGGAACUAGCGUCGAAAGUUUGCGCCACAAAAUUUUGCUACCUUUUCGGUUAACUUAUUUAACUUCAACUCAUAUUUCUAGGGAUGCCUAUCUUUCAGUAAAGAGAGAUAGCAUAACGAGCAAUAUAAGUUUAAGUACUUUGGACAAAACAGUAAGCCUGAAUGUCCACGUCUUCGACGCUAGGUCCCCAGGUUAACACCAUACUCAGUAAAUGUGCAACACAACUGACUUUCUAAAUGUGCCUGUAAAACCCAUAAUGAUUUAGUGCUUGUAACAAUGGUUGUCUGUGCCCAAGAGUGGUAGCGGUAUGUCAGUUAUAUGUCUGUCGUUGCCUGCCCUGUCGCGUCAGUCGAUCUAUUCUGACAAUCUCAAUUUCUUCUUUGUUCAUUUCGUCUCACGACGGGGUUGGUGUCACCAAGCUGAAAAUUCAUGAGAAAAGCUUGAUUUCCCGAAGAGCCUUCUCUUUCCGAAUACACAGUACGUGACCUGUCUCAUGAAAUCUUAUAACGGAAACUGAUGCGAGAAUUUCUGGACGUCUUUAACGUUGCGCAUUUUGUUCGCUCAUCCACUUCCUUCAAUCAAAUGUCCUUUUCUUGUGCAGAAAUUGUGUUUACGUAAUUAUAUCAAGUAAAUUAUAAGUAAAUUUUAGCGAAAAUUGACGUUGGAAUAUAUUCGUGCAAUUUCCUAUGCCUAUACAUGUCCUAGACUUUGAUUACGCAUCUCAGCGACUUCUUCAAUGGAAUGAUAGUAAUUUACCCGCGAGUUUUAAUAAACAGAUCUAACCGAACUUUAAAAUUUAUUUUAUGUCCGAUGUUAACCAUGUUGAUCAAUCUGCUGAGACAAGGGUUAUUUUAAGACAACUAGAGGUUUUAUCAGUUCCUAAAAGUCAAAUUAGCAUAUCUGUGCGAUUUGGUGCCCUAAAGUACAGUAAUAAUGCAGAUAGGGAUUCCUUCGAUUAAAUGGGUUGAACUUUUUUUGCCGUUUGGAAAAUUUUACCCGAUGUCACAUAAAUGAUCACCACCGAAUGGUCAUUUCCAGUCUUGAACAUAUGAAACACCACUUGUCGUGUAGUUUAGCUGCUGUAAAUACCUUAUUCAGAAAUAGAACGAGCAGAACAUCAAAAGUUUCAGCAAAAUAUCCGUUUUUAUAUGGGCGCUCUGCCGUGCUCUCUCAUACGUGAAAAAUGUAUUUGAACUAGUUGAAAAGCCCCAAAAAACACCAACAGGCAACUACCUUGCGCACACAGCACGUACACCAUAAGGACAGGGCUGGGUACCUCGAAGGAAAGGGCGUUAUCUAUAAAAUCCCAUGUGCUAUUUGCGAUACCGUCUGUCUUGGCCAAACUGGGAAAUCUAUCUCAACCCGUAUACACGAGCAUCAGUUAGCGGUGAGGAGACGCGACCAUCUAUCCCAGGGGGCCAUGUACACACUGGACACUGGGCACAAAUUUGCGUGGGAGAACACUCGUAUUGCCAGCGCCUGCCCAAUAAGGAAGGGCCGUGAAUCCCUGAAAGCAAUGCCGUCAGAUGAGGCAUGCAUCAAUCGGCAUACCGAUCUAGAUGCUGUAUGCAAUAUCUGUAAGGAAAGAUGCAAACUGACGCAACCAGUCUCGAAGAGGCGACGAAAUGCGAUUAACAUAUAUUGGCACGGACAGCGAUCAGUCGCAGAAUCCUUCUUAGACUCAGUCAAGGAGUUACUUGUUUUUGUACACCCAUAAUCUGAAGCCGAGCUGAGGGACCAGCCUCAAAAAUUUACACAGUAAAUGUUUCAGUUUCCCAAAGAAUUUUAUCUUCCUAAUGAAUUUUUGGGAUGCCCGUUUUGCAGUUCAUAUAUAUUUAUAAAUACGAGAAGAAGAGACGAUCUGGGGAACCAUAGUUGUAUUGUUCUGACGUUUCAAAAGCAGACCAGCUUCCGUAGUCGGAGUUGAAGAUCAUACCGUGCCACAUACUAUUUAUAAAAGGGUGACAACCAUCAAAGGAAGAAGAGGCGUACACCUUGAGUGGUUUAUUGGAGGUCCGACGUUUCGAGUAGUUGAUUCGUCUAACUAUCUUCAGAGACUGGAAAGUCCUGUGCACAGCUCCCCCUUACAUGGCGCACUUUGUUCACUGCGUGACCCACCAAUGCCGCCUGUGUGGCUGCAUCCAACCCGCGUGUCACCGUUACCUGAAUCUCCCCCGUCGGCCGCGGAGAUGACUGACGGCCCCGAUUGUCCCGCGCGGCGACUGUCCCCCGUUAAGGUUCGUAGUCAGAUAGGGGGAGGCCAAUUUAUGUGGCGGUUGACAGAGCAGUCGGUGGACAUCCAGGCUUCAUGCACCCACCUUGCCGCAUGACCACCGCCCUGGUCCACAAUCUUAACAGCGUCCAAGUUGAAGAUGUGUCCAUUUGAGCGGCAUGGGUUGCUACCUCCAACUUUAAGUCCAACCUUCUCACGGCCAACUUAUGCUCGUGCAUUCGCGUUUACAGCCGUCGGCCGGUUUCCCCAACGUAGUUGCGCCUUCCGCAGCUGCAUUGAAGUCGAUAGACAACGGCCGACAUCUCCUGCUUAGGGAUCUGAUCUUUUGGCCACAUCACUUGCCGGCAGAUUGUUGAGUCAGGCCUGUGGGCAACACCUAUUCCGAGUGGCAUGAGGGAUCUAGCCACGGUUUCGGAGACCCCUUUAACGUACGGAAUGCCCCGCCACGAGUUUGACUGAUUAUGCUCUUCAUUCCGUUUCUUUGGCUGCCUUCGACUCCGUUCAAUGAAGGCCCGCGGAUAGCCGUUGGCUCUGAAGAGUUCUUGGAGGGGCUUUAUCUCGUCCAGUUUGGCGGCUGGCGUGCUGCAAUGAGUUUCCGGCCGUCGGUAUAGCGUGCGGAUACAGCUUCGUUUGUGUUGUAGCGGGUGGUUGCUGUUGUAACUGAGCCUUUGCAGCGUGUUCGUCGGUUUUCUGUAGACCGAUGUCACUGGUUUUCCGUUUGGUUGGCGGCAGACGAGAACAUCCAAGAAUGGAAGUUUGUCCCCUACUUCCUCUUCCAUCGUUAACUGUAGAUCGGGAAUGAUUGAGUUCAGUAGUUUCGAAUAGUAGCUGAUUUUAUCCCGGUCUAUGAGUACAAAGGUGUCAUCAAAGUAACGUGCCCAAAACUUGGGUUUGUACUCCUCGAAUAGUCGUCUCCCGAGUUUUGUAGAACCGCCUCGGCAAUGAGCCCGGAGAUUGGUGAACCCAUUGGAGUGCCCUUGAUUUGCUCGUAUGUGAUCCCUUCGAAGGUAAAGAAUGUCUUGAGGCAGUGCCCCAUGAGUUCUAUAACAUCCUGAGGUGUGGGCUAGUCAUCGCCCCCAACGUAAUUUUGACGUAGCAGGUCGCUGAGCGUUUCGACCGCAAGGGCCUUUGGCAUGGACGUGAAGAGUGAGAAGACGUCAAAAGACACCAUCCUCUCAUUCGGUUCGAUCGUGGCUGCCCUUAUUUUGUCAAGGAAUUGUUCUGCUGAGUGCAGCGUUGUUUGUCGGACAUCCCAUAAACCACUCCCGGUGAACGCCUCUUCUUCCCUUGGUAUGCCACCUGGGAAUCGCAUUUUCACUAUCACUGAGGUGACAACCAUGUUGACACGACGGUGAUUUUACGGGUUUGUCUUAACAGUGUACACUAGGAGAGUCAUUAAUCGGCUUUGGCGCUCAUAGCCCACAUACGCACAGGGAUCGUCUCUGUAGUAGUCGGGGAGAGGGAGAGUGACUGCUGCCUGUCAGUCUGUCUCUCGUCGUUGAGGUGUUUAAAUAUUGCGCAGGGAUCCUCUCUGCUGUCGCCGGGGCCAGAGGGGAAGGAAGGGUGACUGCUGUCUAUCUGCCAGUCUCUCGUUCGGGGGGGGGGGGGUGGCGGGGUUUUAAUAUUGGCGGUCGUCACCCUCAUUUGCGUUGACCUCAGUUGCCUUCCUGGGUCACCAGUUUUGUUUGCAUCCCUUUGACCGCAUGUCUCCCCGUCUGCCGGAGUAGUGGCUGAAGCGGCAAUAUUAAUGACUGCGCCUUCAUCUGGUCCUAAUUACGAUGUGGCUACAUGUGUGUCCGUCGUGGGUUCCCUCGUGUUUGGAUUCACGUUCAACCUAACUUCUCGCUUGCUCAUUCAUUCGCUGAGCUGCGUUCGGAGGGCUUGUAGGCUGCCAGAAGGGCGACACAAUGGUUUAUGGUGCCAGGCCUCGAUUGUUUCCCUGGCUAUGCGGCCAAUUCCUCUACCAAGAAUUUCGGCGUUCUGGAAGGCCAACGGAUGCACAGAGUGUGUGUGCAGUGUUACGCCACCAGAGACAAUGGGACCAACCUCCUCACUUGCUCUCUGUGUGUUUGUUAACACGGGUCUGUAAUCGUUUGUCGGUGUCUCCGAUGUAAGUGGCUACGCAAGAAUUACACCAGACUCGGUAGAUUACGUUGGUCGUCUCAUCUCGUGGCAGGGAGGCCUUUGGUCUCAUGGCUAAAUAUCGAAUGGUUGAGACCGGUCGAUGGGCGAUUUCGAUCCCCAAGGAUCUUAGGGAGCAGAAAACUGCCUCAGAGACGCCGCCAAUAUACAGUGCGUGACCUAUCUCAUGAAAUGUUGGCUGAAAUUCUGAAAUACGUUUUCGAUUAGGAAGGAUUACUUGGUCGCGGUCGUGACACUGAUUAUCUUAAGGCAUACUCUUAUAACAUUUUAGACUCAGCAGGAUGUCGGCUUUAAAGUGCGCUUCUUUUAAAUCUCCUGUAGAAAGUGUGCUUGGUAAAAAAUGACUACUUAAGUAGCAUGCAUUUUUCCCAUUGAUUUUCGAUGGUCUUGGGAAUUCAAAUAUAUUUUAUAGAAACCACAAACAAAAAUAUGCUUUCUUUUAGUCAAUCAAUAGAGAAUUACGUCUUCUUUAUAUUUUAUACUUAAGGAAGGAGUAUAAUUAGGUUUUAAAAAAGUUUCUUACUAUGAGACUUUUUGAGACCGCGAUAUGUCCAUUCACAUAGCAUCGUACCUGGCCGUUUACCACUGCUCCUCAUGAAAUGUACAACAUGGUCCGCAUCCAUGGCAAAAUUUUAUGGACCCUGUAUGAUAUCUCUUUAAUGACAUAGAAAAAUAUGGGAUUUUCUUUACGCGGAAGGCAUGAACCUUGUAGAGUGUAAUCACUAAGCGCUAAUGCAACGAAUGAUAAGGCUCAAAAUUUUUCGGCAAUUGGGAAACUUUUUUAAACCCUAAUUAUACUCCUUCCUUAAGUAUAAAAUAUAAAGAAGACGUGAUUCUCUCCCCUCAGAUAUAAACCUAUAUACAUAUGUGUGUGAGCAUAUUCGAAAUAGGUGAGAUUGUUUGGAAACAAAACGACCUUUGCUGUGUUAAUGUUCGAGGCUGGUUCUCCAGCUCGUCGUCAGACUUAUGGGUAGUGUAAAAAAACAGUUAACUAUUUAGCCGUGUCAAACAAGUGGUUCUGCUGCUGGUCGAAACCUUGGCCAAUGCGCGUCUAUUGCGUUUCGUCAUCCCCUUGGCAUUGGAUGCGUCCCUUUUCAUUUGCCCUUGAGAAAUUUUUACGUGACAGCUAAAGCGAUAUGCCGACUGAUGUAUGCCACAUCAGAGUGCAUUGCCUCCUGGAAUCCAUGGGCUUUCCUUAUUGGACAAACACUAACAAUGUGAUUGUCCUUCGAUGUAAAUUUGUGUCUAGUUUCUAGUGUGUGUAUCGUUAUCUGGAAUACAUGGUCCCGUCUCCUCACCGCCAACUAAUGCUCGUGUAUACGGGUUGAGACAGAUUUCCCAGUUUGACCACAGUAGACGGCAUCUCAGCUGGCACACGGCAUCUAACCCUGUCUUUAGGGUGUGCAAGUUGUGUGCGCAAAGUAGUUGCGAGCUAAACUAUGCACGGCAGAAAUGCCAGAGAGCUGCCUCCCUCCCCCAGUCUACUGGCUGACAACGCAUGUCCGUCCACCCUCCCUCCUUUUAGAUUUACCGCGAUAGCCUUUGAUCCGCCAGGCUGCGGUUUCAGCAUUCCUCCCGUCCGCGACUGGAGUGAUCCCGAGAUCCUGCUGCAGGAUGCCAGAAUUGGCGUGAAUUUGAUGCACCAGCUGGAUCAUUUGCCCUUCUUCUGCGUGGGCUGGUCAGAGGGCGCCCAGUCAGCCAUCUUGGCAGCAUCGGAGUUAAAUUUUGAUGGUCAGUCGCAUUUUGAUAGGCCCUUUCUGUUGGUGCAUUUGGUUAAUUCUCCGGGAAUGCGCGUAUUGUGGGCGCUGACAUCAACUUUGUGUCAGCUGAUCGGUCGUCUGGAUAGCGUUACAAAGAGGGACGAAAUCCAUGCGAUUCCGUCUUACUCGGGGCCUGAGCUAGAGCGUCUGCAGAGAGUCGCACACUAGCCUGAGUCCAAAUGCCAAGUUUCUUCAGCUUGUUGUGAAGGUAUUAGCUGGCUAAAAACAGACUGUAUGCCAAAAAUCAUCAUCCGAGUCUCCCUUAUCUCUUUUUGGCAACAAUUCGCGAUUAUUGAAUGCUGACCUAUCCUAAGAUCCGUUUCAGUUAUCGGUGUUGAUCGUGCCGGAGGAAAUGUACACUCACGUAAUACAUAACUAGGCGUAGUGCUGACUUAUACGUGAAUUCGUUUAUCAUGAUGCCGACUUGAACAACAUCUAUCACACCCUCUCUUCCCUCACACGCCAGACUUCGAUGGCAAGACCACCGGAGGUGAACUCGGGCUCAGUGACUGAGACAGUUAUACAACCCGUCUUAAGUAAUUUUACUCUAUAAACGACUGAAUUAUUGUACCGUCGGGCUUGCAUUAUUUCUAGCACCGCUUUUUUGCGGUUAAUGUUAGUGUGUACGCGCCGAGCGAAUUAGGUCUCCUAAAAGGAGUUUAUUACAUACAAGACGGUUCCUUGAACUCAUUUACGAAACACGCCACUUCGUCCAGGUAUAUCUUCCUAGUGUGAAGAUAAAUGUAGAAGUCUUUUGACGGAGCAUGUUUUAGAAUGGGACUUAUGGACUUGCCUCUGGCAUCGCCUUGAUUUCGACUAACUCAAGUAUUUGCGAACUGUUUGAGUCGAAAGGAUGCCCGUUUUUGAGGUUGCGUUUGGCGGACCCGAACGCGAAUGCCCCUGUUCCACUGAAAUUUUUUGAUUGGGCAUUUGUGUGGUCUGUCAUCUGACAGGCCAGCGGCAAUAAUUAGCAAAGAACUCAAAAAAGUGAACACAGGAGAUGAAACGUCUGUGAAGAGCAUCUCCUCUCUGGAUUUCAUACGUCGAUCGGGAUCAGUACCCGAGGUCCACUCUGAUUGGUUCAAGCAUGUGCUGAGAAGUUGCCUCUGAGAGGUGGUACGGGUGACGCGUGGGAGACCUCAGAGGCCAUUUUUGUCAGAUCAGUUGCGUUUUCUGCUCUUACUGACUUCAGCGUCCCUGAUUGGUUGACCGGGCAGGCGGGCGAGCAUUUGGGCAGAUACGCAUUUUGCUAACACUGGCUAUAAUGAUUUAAUGUAGUCUCCAGUGGCCUUCGCGACGGAUGAGUCCGAAUCAGGGGGAACUACGACUAUACGGCUAUCAAAUCGUAUUUCGAAGAGGGGAAUGAUGAUCAAAUUGGAUCACACAUGAAGAACACAAUGCGCUGAAACAGUUAACUGUCAGCGCGCUGGAUAAAUUGUCUCUGAUCAAGUUCAAAAAUACCACAAUUUGAAGCAGUUAACGGUCCACUUAUUCACCUGUGAUGUGAUAUUCAUGUGUCGGAGGUAGCUCGAAUGUUAGACGCCGAAUGAAAAAAUACCAUUUAGCCCAGAUAUGGAUAUGAAAUGUGUAGAAGGGUCCGAAAGAUCCUGUCCCAGGAGAAGAU